Molecule: messenger RNA, 342 nt
Organism: Racocetra persica
Lineage: Eukaryota; Fungi; Glomeromycota; Glomeromycetes; Diversisporales; Gigasporaceae
Source: the annotation of a GenBank genome assembly
UUCUCACAGUUGUAGUUGAAACUCCUGCUAUAGAUAUUGAAUCUGAUUCUGAUAACUUUUCACUUUUACUUACUACUGAAACCUGUCAAUAUUGUAAAGCUAAAUUUUGGAUGAUUGAAAAAAAUCAAAAUAGUAGAUACGUUGCUUCGAAAUUUCCUCUUUGUUGUGCUAGUAGCAAAGUACAAUUACCGUCUUUACUUGAACCCUUACCUUAUCUACUAAAUCUUUAUACUUCAACUAAUUCUGAUGCAAUUAACUUUCGUAAACAUGUUAGAAGUUAUAACAGUACUUUGGUUUGCACAUCUUUUAGUGCUAAUAUAGAUACCCAAUUUUUGGGACGUG